Molecule: messenger RNA, 864 nt
Organism: Cotesia glomerata
Lineage: Eukaryota; Metazoa; Arthropoda; Insecta; Hymenoptera; Braconidae
Product: small integral membrane protein 14
Exons: 5
Coding region: 136-447 (103 amino acids)
Cellular component (GO): endoplasmic reticulum
Source: RefSeq, a predicted model, not a curated record
CCUUCUGGUGGUCAUUACCCGACCGUGGACGUAAAUACUCAGUGUAUGACCAGCAAAGCUAAAUAUUGUAGCACUUAGUUAUCAGAAUCAGUAAUUAACAAUCACAAGCCAGGAUUAUUUUUGGAAUUGGUGACAAUGGCCGACGAAUCAUUUGAUGUCUGUGAAUGCAUUUGGAACCACAAUGCUAUGCAACGAUUACUAUCAUUGCUGAGGCAAUCGCAAGCAGCCUGUACUGAUAACGAGUGCUUCAACUUGACAAAUCUUCCCGGGCCAGAAGGCGGACAGCAGAACUCUGACUUCUUGGUCAUCGGGAUCGCGUUUGUCGCGAUGACGCUGAUGUACUUGUUCAGACCUAAUUCGCUUCGUCAGAGCUACGCGGAUGAUGUCAAGCCAAGGAAAUCGUCUGGUCCAAAUGAUGAUCCACCAGCACCACCACCAAUAAAUUAAUUAAAAAAAUGAAUCUUCAAUAAUUACGGGCUUUCAAUAAAUAAAAUUAUAAAUAAUUAAAUUAUUAUUAAAGAAAAAAAAAAUUUUAUUUAAAAAAUAAUUAUUUAAAAUUAAUUUAUAAAAUUGUGAUGUAUUAUUUAAAUAUUGAAAUUUUGUCAAAGCACAAUUUUAAAAAAUUUAUUACAGUUAAUUAUUAUAUUAUAUUGAUAUUAAAUAAUUCUAAGCCAGGAAAAUAUAAAUAUAUAUUUUUUAAUCAUAAAAUAUAUAUUGGAAUAAUGUGAAUACUAAUUGUAAAUUAAGCAAAAAAUCUAACUCUAAUAUAACGAGUGGAACUGUAAAAAAAAUGUGUGGAAAAAAAAAUUAUAUGACUAAUAAUACAUUCCAGGGUUUGAAUAAACAAAAAAAUUAUUAAUUCAA